UGUUAACUAUUAAUCCCAAGAUAAUUAUAAAUAAAAUUAAUUGCACACAGUGAGUUCUUAAACAAAGUUUCACAAUAUAUUGCUUAGGUUAUUUUGUUAUCUUUAUUUUUGCACCCUAAAUUAAAUGUUUUAGCGAUCAAUCAGUUGGAACACGAUUUCGUAAUGUGGAGUUUGGCGCAUAUUUGUCGUUGCUCUCAGUCAGUGCGAGUCGCACAUAGCAAAGUACUACUAAACAAUGCUGGAACGCGGUUGAUUAGCAGAGAGCUGACCACUCCAACUCGCUUCAAUUUAGUAAGCUUAAGGAAUACAAAGACUUUUAGGAUAAGUGAAGUGAUCAAGUCAAAUGGCAUCAUAGCUCGGUUCUGUGCAAGUGGUCCGAAGCAGAAGCCAUCAAAGGCUGUUGGGUACUGGCUGCUGGGAUGCAGUGGGAUGGUGUUUACUGCGGUAGUGUUAGGUGGUGUGACACGUCUGACAGAGUCGGGACUGUCAAUGGUGACAUGGAGGCUGCUGGGGGAGUCGCUGCCCACCACAGAGGAGCAGUGGCAGCAGGAGUUUGAGAAGUACAAACAGUUCCCAGAGUAUAAAUACAAAAACCAGAGUAUGACGCUGUCAGAGUUCAAGUGGAUCUGGUGGAUGGAGUACCUGCACCGCAGCUGGGGGCGCUGUAUCGGCGCCGCGGUCUUCCUCCCCGCCGCCUUCUUCUGGCGCAAAGGAUUCCUCGACAAACACAUGAAGAGACGUGUCUCCGUCUACUGUGCACUCGUCGCUGUUCAGGGUCUGAUGGGCUGGUACAUGGUGAAGUCAGGUCUGGAGGACCGCUUCCAGGGUCCCUCUGACGUGCCCCGCGUCUCCCAGUACCGGCUGGCGGCCCAUCUGGGCCUCGCCUUCGUCCUGUACUUGGGUCUGCUCUCAGGAGCCCUGCGGGUGCUUCGCCCCUUCCCCGUCGCAGCCACAUUGCACAAGAUGAAAGAUUUGAGGAGUGUGACAGCGCUGGCACACACUGUUAAAGCUAUGGCUUUCUUUACUGCAAUAUCGGGCGCGUUCGUGGCCGGACUGGACGCGGGUCUGGUGUACAACUCGUUCCCGAAGAUGGGCGAGCGCUGGUUGCCGGAGGACAUCCUGGCGCUGACUCCGACGAGGCGCAACUUCACCGAGAACCCCACCACUGUGCAGUUCGACCACCGCGUGCUCGGCACCGCCACCCUCGCCGCCGCCACCACCCUCGCCCUCCUCGCGCGCCGCCGCACCCUCUCGCCCCCCGCCACUACCCUCGCGUAUGCUGUCGGAGCCAUGGCCUGGGCACAGGUGUGCCUGGGCAUAGCGACGCUGGUGACGUACGUGCCGACUCCGCUGGCCGCCAGCCACCAGGCCGGCUCGCUGACGCUGCUCACCCUCGCCCUCUGCCUCACGCACGAGAUCAAACUCCUCAAGUACAUACCCAAGUGAACCGCAUCACAUCGCAUUGUGCUAAAUCCUACGUAUUUAAUGAGUUAACUGUUGUAUUAUAAACCAUAGCUGUUACAACAAUAACCGUAUCUUUGUUUAAACUGUUAUAAAGUUCACAAAUGUUUUCUUGCAAUGGAAACACACGGAGUAACAUUGUUACCUUGUUGAGUUCAGUCGACACAGUAUUGUAACAUGUUUCAGUGAAACUUCUUUAUAUUAUAAGUUAACAAGCGGAUACUUGAAUUCAGUAAAUUGAAGAAGAAUGUACAGAAAGAUUAAUUAUAUGAUACAAUAAUAUGCUUUACACAUCACAUCCUCCAUCAAAUCCACUUCCUCUUCACAUUAUUUCCUUGUAAGAAACAGUAGUAAGAGGAAGUGGACUAAAAUUAUACCUCCGAGUAUUAAAACUAAUGUUAAUCUUCAAAUUAAUAUUUGUAUUGUAAAUGUGUCGCGUGAAACAGACUGCUUUUAGUAUAAUAUUGUACUAUUUAAAUAGAU
Messenger RNA from Papilio xuthus (Asian swallowtail), 1944 nucleotides. Its product is annotated as cytochrome c oxidase assembly protein COX15 homolog. The coding region runs from base 163 to 1446 and encodes 427 amino acids. Gene Ontology annotation, cellular component: mitochondrial inner membrane. The transcript has 8 exons. Gene Ontology annotation, biological process: heme A biosynthetic process. The record is from RefSeq and is a predicted model, not a curated record. Gene Ontology annotation, molecular function: oxidoreductase activity, acting on NAD(P)H, heme protein as acceptor. Lineage: Eukaryota; Metazoa; Arthropoda; Insecta; Lepidoptera; Papilionidae.